Messenger RNA from Penicillium diatomitis, 930 nucleotides. RefSeq lists its product as uncharacterized. The transcript has a single exon. The record is from RefSeq and is a predicted model, not a curated record. NCBI's taxonomy places the organism in Eukaryota, Fungi, Ascomycota, Eurotiomycetes, Eurotiales, Aspergillaceae. The coding region runs from base 1 to 930 and encodes 309 amino acids.
AUGGGACUCAUUUUCAGUUCGAGUCCUCGAUUUAACCCCAGAAAUGACAUCCCCGGCCUGUCGGGCAAGGUUAUCUUCGUCACUGGUGGCAACACUGGCUUGGGAAAGGAAACCAUCCUCCAGCUUGCCAAACACAAUCCCGAAAGGAUUUAUCUGGGCGCCCGCAGCGAAGCGAAAGCGAAAGCUGCUAUUGGUGAUAUCAAGGAGACCGUGCCAACGGCAAACAUUAUAUUCUUGCAACUGGAUCUCGCUUCCUUGAAAUCUGUGAAAAAGGCGGCAGAGACUCUCCUGUCUGAGACUGACCGGCUCGAUAUCCUCGUGAAUAAUGCUGGUGUCAUGCUGGCAAACUCUGGCCUUACGGAAGAUGGGUAUGAAAUCAACUUUGGCACCAAUUACAUGGGGCCCGUCCUCCUUACCAAGUUGCUCCUUCCACUUCUGGAAAGAACUGCAACGGCUGGGAAGGACGUCCGUAUCAUCAAUGUGAGCUCGGAACUGUAUAAAGCGGCUCCGAAACGUGGAAUUCUCUUCGAGGAAAACAAGACUCCUCUGGCCGAUCUUGGCACCCUUUCCCGUUACGGUCAAUCGAAGCUUGCAAAUGCCUACUACACCAAGAUCCUAGCAGAGAAGUACCCUGCGAUCAAAUCCGCCGCUCUGCAUCCUGGACUUGUCCGGACAAAUAUUGCUGAAGAAAGCAAAGGCUCUUCCAUUUUCAUGUCGCUUCUACUGAAAGUUUCGGAAAUGGCCAUCGCCGUGGAUGUGGAAACCGGCGCUUUGAACCAGCUAUGGGCAAGCACAUCAAAUGAGGUUCAAACUGGCGAAUACUACCUCCCUGUCGGAAAGGCCGCUAGUAACGGCUUGUUGAAGAACAGAAGCUUGGCAUUGAAGUUGUGGGAAUGGACGGAGGCGGAGCUGAAGACUUAUAUUUCGUGA